UUUUCUUAUCUGUAUUUAUAACUGCCAAAGCUAUCAGCUAGUUGCCGCAUCGACAUCAACAGUCAGUUGGUGAAUUUUGUACCGAUUGAAGAUUAAAACAUAAAAAAUGGAGGCACUAUAUGCAAUUCCUUUCACUGUUCUUGAAAUACCAAACAUCAAAAUCAAAAAACCAUCAUGGUUGCAGCCUCCUUCAGCAAUGACAACGUUUUCUUUAGUGUUAUUCUCAUAUUUCUUAGUGACUGGAGGUAUCAUAUAUGAUGUUAUUGUUGAGCCACCGAGUGUUGGGUCUACAACCGAUGAACAUGGUCACAGUAGGCCAGUCGCCUUUAUGCCGAAUAGAGUAAACGGCCAAUACAUCAUGGAAGGACUGGCUUCUAGCUUCUUAUUUUCAUUGGGAGGACUUGGUUUCAUCAUACUCGAUCGUACGCACAAUCCUACCACACCUAAAUUAAAUAGAAUCUUGUUAAUAUCUGUAGCAUUUUUGUGCAUACUAGUAUCAUUCUUUACGACCUGGAUAUUCAUGAGAAUGAAGCUACCAGGCUACUUGCAAAACUAAUCCUUUAUAAUAUAUUUGUUUAUGACUAAGUUUAAAAUAUAUUUUUACACUGA
Molecule: messenger RNA, 609 nt
Organism: Vanessa tameamea
Lineage: Eukaryota; Metazoa; Arthropoda; Insecta; Lepidoptera; Nymphalidae
Product: oligosaccharyltransferase complex subunit ostc-A
Exons: 2
Coding region: 107-556 (149 amino acids)
Cellular component (GO): oligosaccharyltransferase complex
Source: RefSeq, a predicted model, not a curated record